Molecule: messenger RNA, 1653 nt
Organism: Belonocnema kinseyi
Lineage: Eukaryota; Metazoa; Arthropoda; Insecta; Hymenoptera; Cynipidae
Gene: Rab23
Product: ras-related protein Rab-23
Exons: 6
Coding region: 365-1081 (238 amino acids)
Molecular function (GO): GTPase activity; GTP binding
Source: RefSeq, a predicted model, not a curated record
AGGUGUCCGUUGAUUCACAGGUGCUCCGUUGGGCUGAGCGAGUUGUGUUUCGUGUUUCAGCAGCGUUUCAGUUUCAGUCGGCCAGUGGCGCGUGUAGACUGUGUGUGUUGUUUACUCUGUGUCGCGUUGCUCUUUUUCGUCAAGGGAAUAUUUUUAUUGGAGGGCAAAAAACUUUGAUUGAAUCCAGAGGACAAUGGGCCGAUCAGAGUACCAGCACACCGGUUCUAAAUGCCGGGAAAGGUGAUGUUUCCUCGCCGGAAAGUGUUAGUUGUGUUUAUGGCAUAAGUUUUUCUUUCGAGAAGUCGCAGGAGCGGCGAAGGAAAUUCUAGUGGGAUAUUAUUAUGCUAAUCACGGCGUGGUCAGAAUGCGAGAGGAAGAGCUCGAGAUAUCCCUCAAGGUGGUAAUAGUGGGAAAUGGUGCUGUGGGGAAAUCUUCCAUGAUCCAAAGAUUUUGUAAAGGAACUUACACGAGGGACUACAAAAAAACAAUAGGAGUCGACUUUCUCGAACGAGAGAUAGAGGUUGAUGGCGAGGACGUUCGAUUGAUGCUCUGGGACACUGCAGGUCAAGAAGAAUUCGAUGCAAUUACUGCUGCCUAUUACCGAGGGGCUCACGCUUGUGUGUUGGCUUAUUCAGCCACAGACAGAGAUUCCUUCGAUGCCAUUCCAUCCUGGAAGUUAAAGGUAGAAAACGAGUGUGGUGAAAUUCCAACUGUCUUGGUGCAGAACAAGAUGGACCUCGUCGAUCAAUGCGUCAUCGAUCCAGAUGAGGCAGAAAGACUUGGUCGAGCUUUAGGCUGCAAACUUCUGAGAACUUCCGUCAAAGAAGACGUUGGAGUGAUGAACGUCUUUAGGCAUUUGGCGACUCGUUGUCUUCUGGAAAUGCGUCGAAAUGAAGAAGAUGAUGAUUUCCGGAUGUACUCUUCAGGACCAAGAACACCUUCCGUUAUAAGUGCUUUUAGUCCUAAUGGGUCAACAGGAGGACGUAGUGCCGGAAACGGAACGAUAGUUUUGCGACCUAGUGGAAAAGUGCGUAGUCAGAAGAAGAAAAAUUUCGUCAAGAAUUCGUGUAGACUGUUAUAGUUAAUCAGUAAUCACCAAUAAAUACUGAAUCUCGCAUCGAUGAGAGAAAAGAGUGAAUGAUGAAAACUGAAAAGUCAAACUGAUUGCUGUAUCAGUCGCAGCGAACGAGGCUUUAAAGGUUUAAUAACAGGGUGAGGUAAUAUAUUUUAAUAAUAACACACAAGGGUGCCUUUUUCCAAAACAACGGAUUUUUAUAUACGUUGUUGCUCAGACUUAUACAACGAGCUAUCUGUAAAUAUGUAAUUUAAUGAAUAUCCCUAGGAUUUAUUUUCGCCGAAAGCGAUUUUUUUAAUUAUUAUGAAAAUUAUUAGAUAUUGUUUUUACAACUUUUCUCGCAUCUCCGGUUCGACUGUUUGCGUUUUCUAGAAUGCACGAGAGUAUGGAUUACAUAUUUCGAAAAUGGAUGAAUCUCAGCCCAAGUGUGAGAAUAUUAUAGGAUUAUUUAUAUACCGGAAUGCGAGCGAGAUUAUUAACCAAAUAUAUUAAGGUAUUUAUAUGAAAGAUCCGAAUUUACGCAACAAAAUGUGAAAAAAGAGAUUGCCGAAUAAAAAUUAAUUUAUAAGGUUCUUGAA